CGACACACACAAUUUGGUCGAACGUGAAGACGGUUUGAUAGCGACUACGAUCCCUCAAUUUCCCAACGCAACACUAUCUCAUCACAAUGGCCACAAACAUCUCUAACGAUCUGGUCUGGCAGAUCACCCGCAACCAGAACAGCUACCUGGUUAAGCGCAACAGCGGCGGUGGCUCCCAGUUCUCCCGGGACCCUUUGAACGUGCUCAACAAGCACUCUUACAAGUACGCCGGCUAUGCCAACAACAAGGCCAUCGGUGUCCAGGGAACCGAGAACGGUGUUGCCGUGACCACCAAGAAGCCCAGCAACCCCCAGCAGCCCGCUAAGAACACCGUCACCGUCACCUACGGCCCCAGCACUGCCACCCGCAAGAUCUACAAGGGUGUUGCCGACAAGACCGCCAAGCACGGCUACCGUGCUGACAUCCGCGAGGAGGCUGUUGCCCGUGUGAGCGCCAUCCGUCGCUCGCAGCUCCCCAAGAAGGAUACUCCCGCCCAGAAGCCCCGUGGCGCCAAGGCCCGCAAGGCUGAGGAGUCGGAGUAAAUGCGUUUCCCUGAAAUGACCUAGAAUUGUGGCAUGUGAAGGAUCUGGAUUGGAUGGGAGACCUGAUAGGCGUAUAUCGCCGUGCUGGACUUGGGAUAGAUCCCAUGUAAUCUAGCAAUCAUGCUCCGGGGCAGAAGAAAGAAGACUGUCCCCAGAGAGAAAACAAAUUCCAAAAAGAACAGUUUUCAAUCGG
Messenger RNA from Penicillium canescens, 735 nucleotides. RefSeq lists its product as uncharacterized. The record is from RefSeq and is a predicted model, not a curated record. Gene Ontology annotation, cellular component: ribosome; cytosolic large ribosomal subunit. The transcript is spliced from 5 exons. Bases 87 to 542 code for a protein of 151 amino acids. Gene Ontology annotation, biological process: translation. Gene Ontology annotation, molecular function: structural constituent of ribosome. NCBI's taxonomy places the organism in Eukaryota, Fungi, Ascomycota, Eurotiomycetes, Eurotiales, Aspergillaceae.